This is a messenger RNA of Peromyscus eremicus (cactus mouse), 2905 nucleotides long. RefSeq names its product tetratricopeptide repeat domain 16 (gene Ttc16). Bases 237 to 2753 code for a protein of 838 amino acids. The record is from RefSeq and is a predicted model, not a curated record. NCBI's taxonomy places the organism in Eukaryota, Metazoa, Chordata, Mammalia, Rodentia, Cricetidae. The transcript is spliced from 14 exons. Gene Ontology annotation, molecular function: protein binding.
CGUCACCCGGUGUCGCCCGCUCCUCCCUACGUUUUCACCCCGCCCAGCUCGGCGCGCACAGCUCGCAGGUUCUUUCCCUGACGUAGGCCUCGCCCGGCCUUGUGAUGUUUCUACUGACGGUCGAGGCGUGGCCAAAUGGGCGGAGCCUCUGGGCAUCCUGAAGCUGGUGCCUAGCAACAAGGGAGGCAGGGAAACGGGAAGUUAGCUCAGCCCAGAGGUCCGUCUGGAAACCAGUCAUGACAGACGACAGCAAGGAGCCUGACAAUGCUCACUCACAGAAAAUCCCAAAGCUACAGGUUCCUGAAGCCCCAGAGAACACCAUGCAACGUAUUUUCGGGACCAGCCAGGUGUUCUACAGCGUGAGUGAUAUGAAAGCAAGGUUGACCGGGUCAACAGUGCCUGUCAAAGUCAAGGAAUACUAUCACCAAGGCCACAUGUGCCUAGAACAGGAGGACUGGGAGAUGGCUGUCCUCUACUUCUCCCGUGCCCUCCACCUGGACCCCCAACUGGUAGACUUCUAUGUUUUCCGUGCGGAGGCCUUCAUCCAACUCUGUGACUUCUCCUCUGCCCUCCAGAACCUGCGCAGGGCCUACUCCUACCAACCAGAUAAUACCAAAUACCUGGAACGGCUGGCCUUUGUGCUGUACCUACAGGGCCAGUGCCUGUAUGAGCUGUGUGACUUCCAGGAAGCCCUGUACGUCUUCCUGCAGGCCUCUGACCUCCAGCCCCAGAACCCUUCUUUCAGUUACCGAUGCAUAGCCUGCCUGCUGGCCCUCAAGCGGCAUCAGGACUGCCUCUCACUCAUCACCAGGGAGGUGAAGCAGGGCAGGGCCAGUGCUGAUGUCUACAUUCUCCGGGCCCGGAUCUACAACUUCUUCCAGAAGGCCAAGCUUUGCUAUCAGGACCUUCGAAGCGCCUUGCUCUUUGAUCCCACGCACCCACAGGCCAAAGGGCUGCUCCAGAUGAUGGUGGACCAGGCCAAGCAGUCCCUCCAAGAUGCCAGCAUCCUGGCUGUGCAGGGCAAGCUGCACCGCGCACUGAGGCGUAUCAGCUGUGCCAUUGAGAACAACCCCCUGGACCCCAACCUCUUCCUCUUCCGGGGCACCUUGUACAGACGACUCCAGCAAUUCGACCCAGCUGUGGAAGACUUCCUGAAGGCGCUGGACAUGGUGACUGACAGCCAGGACAGCCUGGUGCAGAAGGUACAGCGUCAGCUGCUGCUGACCUACAACGACUUUGCCGUGCACUGCUACACCCAGGGUGCCUAUCAGGAGGGUGUGCUGCUGCUGAACAAGGCGAUCAGGGAUGAGCAGAAUGAGAAGGGCCUGUACAUCAACCGUGGGGAUUGCUUCUUCCAGCUGGGCAACCUGUCCUUCGCGGAGGCGGACUACAAGCAGGCGCUGGCACUGAGCCCACACGAUGAGGGAGCCAACAUACGCAUGGGUGUGCUGCAGGAGAAGAUGGGAUUCUGUGAGCAGACACGCAGGCAGUUCCAGAUGGCCGAGGAACACUUCACAGCAGCCAUCAGGCACAACCCUGACAAAGCCCAGUACUACCUGCACAGGGCCAAGAGCCGACAGCUCCUGCAGAACACUUUGGGGGCCCGCCAGGAUGUUGCCACUGUGCUGCUCCUGAACCCCAACCAACCAAAGAUGGCCCCACUGAUGAACAACCUCUUCCCCGGCAUGACUGUGGAAGAAGUGCUUCACAGCCAAGUGGCCCAUCUGGCCAGGCUCCAGCUGCGUCAGACAAUAGAAAGCAGUCCAAGGACCAGCCACCCACAAAGCAUAGUGGCGCAGAGGUUAAUGGAGCGCCAGAAAGCCCGAGCCUUGCUGGAGUCCUGGAAUCAGAAACAUCCUUUCACUGAGAUCCCGGAAGAGGAAGUGGCUAUUUUCCAGACCCCGCAGGAUGAGACCCUGGAAGAUAAGACUGAACUCGAGAGAGAGGAAGCAGAAGAGAAAAAGGUGAAGAUCCCCCGCAAGGUGACAUCCCUGUCAGACAGCUACGUGGACCAGACCUCCUCAGGCUCAGUCUUCAGCAUCCUGAGCAUGAGCACCUUAGUGUCGGAGACGUCAACCAGUCAGGAGUAUUGGAGUUCUUCCAACACAGCUGUGACAUCGUCUGAAUACUCACUGCCUAAGUCCUCACAGCCCAGGAAACAGGCAAUGACGACGACCCAAGGCCUCAGCAGGGCUCCCAAGGUCAUCCAGUUCUCUGACCUAAACCAGAGCGUGACUGAGACCACACCUCCCUGUAGCCAAAGGCACUACUCCAGCAAGGCAGAGGCCCCCCAAGGCCCAAAGCCAAAGCCCAAGAAGACAGGGCCUCCCCAUAGCCCAGGAAAACAGGGCCCCAGCCAGAGCUGCAGAGUGACAGAAGCCACUGAGGGUCCAAAGUCUAGAAAGAACAGGGCUGACCUGACCCCGAGGCAGAGGGUCAGGAGAGCCAAGGCUCUUCGUGCCCAGAGCUGGAGAGUCAAGAGCCAGAAAUCAGCAAAGACUUCCAGCAAGACCCUCCUUUCCCAUGGCAGGGGCGGGAGUAGGUCCAGUGAGGCCCAGGGCCAGAGUUCAGGGCCCAGUAAGGCCGAGGAGGCCUCAAGCUCCACUGAGAGCACAGCGACAAGCUCCAGCAAGACUGACACCAUCUUGGACCUGAGUUCACAUCUCAGCAAACCCAAGAAUUCCCAGGACCAGAGCCUGAGCCCCAGGAAGGCCGAGCUCUCACCCACCCCUAGCCACUCUGCUGCUCCCUGAAAAGGAGAGAACAGAUUUUGCCCAACACCCUAGCUUUCAGAAAAGCUGCCUCCUCCAAGUGCAACAAGAAAUCCUGGUCAAUGUUCCGAUCCUAUGGCUAAGUUUAUUACCCCUGUUCUCUUCUUGUACAAAAUUAAAAACUUUGAAAUCCA